AUGCUAAGUAACCUUACUCUAAAGGUGCCCUUCUACAUUUCUGAUUCUUCAGCUUGCAAGAUUCACAAAGCUAAAGCAAAGGCUAAAGCAAAGGCUAAGGCAAAAUCUAAAGAAGAUGCUAAUGCACAGGCUAAAGAAGAUGCUAAAGAAGAUGCUAAUGCACAGCCUAAAGAAGAUGCUAAUGCACAGGCUAAAGAAGAUGCUAAAGAAGAUGCUAAUACACAGGCUAAAGAAGAUGCUAAUGCACAGGCUAAAGAAGAUGCUAAAGAAGAUGCUAAUGCACAGGCUAAAGAAGAUGCUAAUGCACAGGCUAAAGAAGAUGCUAAUGCACAGGCUAAUGAAGAUGCUAAUGCACAGCCUAAAGAAGAUGCUAAUGCACAGGCUAAAGAAGAUGCUAAUGCACAGACUAAAGAAGAUGCUAAUGCACAGGCUAAAGAAGAUACUAAUGCACAGCCUAAAGAAGAUGCUAAUACACAGGCUAAUGAAGAUGCUAAUGCACAGGCUAAUGAAGAUGCUAAUGCACAGGCUAAAGAAGAUGCUAAUGCACAGACUAAAGAAGAUGCUAAUGCACAGCCUAAAGAAGAUGCUAAUGCACAGCCUAAAGAAGAUACUAAUACACAGGCUAAUGAAGAUGCUAAUGCACAGGCUAAUGAAGAUGCUAAUGCACAGGCUAAAGAAGAUGCUAAUGCACAGACUAAAGAAGAUGCUAAUGCACAGGCUAAUGAAGAUGCUAAUGCACAGGCUAAAGAAGAUACUAAUACACAGGCUAAUGAAGAUACUAAUACACAGGCUAAUGAAGAUGCUAAUGCACAGGCUAAUGAAGAUGCUAAUGCACAGGCUAACGAAGAUGCUAAUGCACAGACUAAAGAAGAUGCUAAUGCAUAG
Molecule: messenger RNA, 885 nt
Organism: Pygocentrus nattereri (red-bellied piranha)
Lineage: Eukaryota; Metazoa; Chordata; Actinopteri; Characiformes; Serrasalmidae
Product: circumsporozoite protein-like
Exons: 1
Coding region: 1-885 (294 amino acids)
Source: RefSeq, a predicted model, not a curated record